Symbiodinium natans is the source of this 2004-nucleotide messenger RNA. NCBI's taxonomy places the organism in Eukaryota, Dinophyceae, Suessiales, Symbiodiniaceae. The record is from the annotation of a GenBank genome assembly.
AUGCCGCCAAAAUUGCGAAGGCACCACGUGGACCGGCAGAAAUCCACCAGAUCUCAGGCUGUCGAUCGUGCCGAGGGCGUCAUGCUUCUUGGUUCCCAAAGCUUUCCGCUCUUCCGGCCCCCCGACGCUGACCGCAGAGCAAGAGCUGGUCAGCGGCUUGUUGAAGCCAACCAGCGAAGAGCCGAGUUCAGCCGCGUGAGGCCGCGUGAAGAAGGGGGGCGGUGCAUCAAGAAGAAGACGGUUCUAAAGUUUCUCCGUGGACACCUUGGCAUGAACUCUGCGCAUCAGAUCGUCGACUUCCUAGGUCCCGGUUGCGACUUCCAGCUAGUUGUCCUUCAGGCUGGCGAAGCUCACCAAGCUUCAACUCUAGAUGUAGGACUGCGGAAGAUGACGGAAGUGUGGCAACAACAUCUCCAAAGUCGUCAAAGCCAAUGUUGCGGAAUCGUCCUUUGCGCGGGAACUCACCGAGUUCGUACGCGCCUUGAAUUCCCCGUCACGAUUCAAGGCCCCGAGAAUCGAGAAGCUUCCCUUGCAGCUGCCGAGUGGACCAUUGCUGGUGGCUAUCUGGGCUUGAAGACUCUGAAAGUGGCCCCUCCAGACUGCAUCCGUCUCAGCCUUUUCCACAGCCUGCUGAAGGUUCGCGUGGGGAAUCUGUGGAUCAGCGACUGUGAGUUUCAGGCGGCAGGGCCCAGGGAUGGACAGCUGGGGCGACAUUGCAUCAAGGUCCACAAAGCUGCAAGAGUGACGGCGGAACAUUGCAGCUUCAGGGCUGCGGAUCGGGCUGCGUUAGACUUACGCAGUCAUCAGGUGAGUAUCAGGGAGUGCCGGUUCAGGGACUGUAUGUCGGCCAUCGACUGUGGCCUCAGCCAGCAGAUCCAAACAAUGAGUUACCAACAACGGCCAACUGUCAAUGUGGUCAGCUCACAGUUUGAAGCUGUCGGAGUGCGGAAACCUAUCCCCAAGAAGCGCGCCAGAAUCGUUGAUUUUCCGAAUGCUGCCAUCUUUCUUUCGGAAGAAGAGCAUGUGGACGUGAAACCCGGGGUUUUGGUGCGGAAACAGUUCGCAUAUGCGCUUGUUCAAGGGUGCAACUUUCGGGAUGUCAAUGAUGCUAUUGCUGCAUCUUGCCAAAGUUGCAUUGUGUCCAACUCGUUUUCCGUGGCCAACACUGCUAUUUGGGUGUCUCAUGGCAAUCAUGGUGAUGAUUCAGACAAUCUCUCCGAGAUCUCAAAGAAUACCCUUGACUGCUGCGACACUGGAAUCCUUAUCACUGGCAUUCCACAAGUGCUUGUGGAGCACAAUCAAGCAGACAAUUCCAGGCGAGCAAUUGUCUUGAUGCAUUUGGAUCACAUGUCGCGUGUGGAAGGCAACCAAAUCCGAAAUGGCAAAGCCGUUGGAAUCGGUGUGGUGGCUUCCCCGGUGCAGUUGAUUUCAAACACCCUCACAGCGCCAGGAUUGAACGGCAUCAAUCUCGUCGGUUGCCGAAAGCUGGAGUUUGCGGUCAUGGACAACCUUAUCAGUGGAGCGGCGUCAUCAGGCAUUGAGGUCAUCGGACAACGUCGAUCUUGGAAUAAGAACGGGGUAGCUGCGCCGUCGGAGUUCGCAGCACUUCGUUGUGGUGAGAUGUGCCCAGCAACCAUCAACGUCGAGCCCACUGAAGUGACCGGGAUCAUUGCAUACAACAACAUUAUUGGCAACGGUCGUGGUGUGUUGUUGCAAGAUGUGCCCGCAAUCAUCGAAGGCAAUACCCUGUCAGGGAACAAUGGUUGGUCAAUCCACAUGGACCUCCGAUUCCUCCGCUCGGAAGCCCGCAGCGCCAUUCUGCGGAACACGGUGGUGGCCAUGAGAAACAAAAAAGGGCAGAUGGUGCCCGACCGAAGCAUACGCCUCAGUAUGCCGGAGGCUGAGCGUUGCUUCUUUGGGGGUGUCCGCCCAAAGAUCUCGGCGAAUGUUCAGGAGAACGGGUACGAAGUAUUGCCCUUGGUCAAGCGCAGGCGGCUGGAGUGA